AUGUUCUCUUCGACCAAUAUUCGAUCAAGUGAUUCAUUUCUAUCAAAAUCUUCAUCGGCCAGUCCUCAAAUUGUUCACAAACAAAAACAAUGGAUAUUUCGUAAAAUUAUCGAACUGUUUCUAUCGUUUAAUAUCGAUCGAAAAGAAACCGAUGAUAAUACUCAGCAACAUGCUAAAUUAGUGCUACGUGCAUUUUUUAUUUAUAUGAUUUUUGUCACCAAUGUCUUAAUUGUUGCUUUUUUAUCUCAAUCAAAACAUAAAUUUUUUAUUACAAAUGCAUUUGAAUAUCAUAUAAUUGACGCUCAAUUUUCAGUUAAAUCUACUUGGCUCGAACGAAAUGUUCAAUCUAAUCCGUAUAAGAAUGCACGAAAUAAAUAUGGCGAUGCGUUCAUGAUAGAUUUUAAUCGAAUUGCUACAAUUGAUGACAUAUGGCAAUUUAUGAAUCAAACAAUUGGAAAUGUUUUCUAUCGUUCUCACAUAUGGCAAUCGAAUCCAAAUGUAGCUUCUCAACGUUCCAUUCGUUGGGUACUUGAUCAUUUCUUAAUGAUCGGCGUUAUUCGAAUGAGACAAGUUCGAGUUAAAGCGGAAAAAUGCAAUAUACCAAAAUCGUAUUCCGAUGAAAUAGCCGAUUGUUAUCCAGCAUAUUUAUCCAACAAAAAAGAUGUCGACCCAUUUGGUCCUAUCAAAUUUCGUGAUAAUAAUGAAAUUAAUAUGAAACAAGCAUGGCAAUAUAUGCCAGCGAAUAUCACCGGAAUGGAUUCACAUACUGGUCAAUAUGGUACAUAUGAUGGUAGUGGAUAUGUAGCUGAUCUUGCUCAAUAUGAUCGAACAAACAAACGUUUCACAAAUGAUUUGAAGGAAUUAGAAAAAUUUCAUUGGCUUGAUAAAGCAACACGAGCAGUAUUCGUUGAUAUAAUUACUUAUAAUCCAAGCGUUAAUUUAUUUUCUUAUAUAAAACUUAUUUUUGAAAUGCCACCGACAGGCGGAAUAUUUCCUUCAUACAAAAUUGAAAAUGAACAAUUAUUCAGAUAUGUAAAUUCAUCGAAAUAUGUUCUUAUUGGAUGUGAAAUUAUAAUUGUUACAUUUACAAUAGCAUUUCUUUUUAUUGAAAUCGUAAAAGUCAUAGAAUUACGGUGGAAAAUUUUUCUCGAUAUUUGGAAUUGGAUUGACAUUAUUCUUUUAAUUAUCUUGAUUUUGAUGAUUAUUGCUAAUAUACGUCGUGUUUUAAUUAUUAAUUCUACAUUACAUGGUAGAAUGUCGAUAUAUAUUUCCACAUUUGAUGAUUUAACUAUUCGAUUGCUACGCCUUCAAAGUUUAUUUGAUAUCCUAUGCACUCUCCUUACAUCUAUUAGUAUUAUACGUAUAUUGAAAUAUUGCGAUUUUGCUGUAACACUCGUCCGAAUAAAAGCAACAGUUCAAAGAUGUUUCGGAGAUCUUAUUGGUUUUCUCGUCAUGUUUGUUGCAAUUAUGAUAGCUUAUGCACAAUUUGGCAAUCUAGCACUUGGCCAACAAGCUCAAGCAUUUUCAACAGUUGGUAAAGCGUUUGUCGCACUUUUUCGUACCGUACUCGGUGAUUUUGAUUAUGAAGCUAUCAGUGAUGCUUCACCCAUUAUUGGACCGUUAUUCUUUUUCUUUUAUAUAUUCUCUAUGGUAUUUAUUUUAUUCAAUAUGGUUUUAGCUAUUAUAGUCGACUCCUAUGAAGAACUCGGUCAUGAACAUCGUGAUAUAAUUAAUCGAAUGUCAAUUGAUGUAACACCAUUUCUUAAACAUUCAAUUCGGAAAUUUUUUCAAUGGCUAAGACUUUGGAAAAAAGUCAAAGUAAUUGUUCAAUUUAUAAUCAGUGCUGAAGAUUCAUUCAAUUCAAAAACAGUCGCAAAUCUUUUACAAGAAUUGAAAUAUUCUUCCACAUCGUCGUUAUACGAUGAACUUCGACGCGCAUUUGCGCACGAUCUAACAAAAUUAAUACCGAAAGAAGAUUUUGUAGCCUUUCUAAAAUAUGCAAGUGAUGAUAAAGAUCGUCAACGUGAUGCAUUGCAAAGUUUAUUUUCUGGAAAUAUACCGUUGCUAAAUUCCAACGAACAACAAGAAUGGAGUGAACGUGCAAGAAAUCUUUGUACAAUACAACAAUGGUCACAAUUACGAUAUCGUAUAGCACGUUCAGAAGAAUUAUUUGAUUUAAUCGAAGGAAAAAUCGAUUAUAUUAUUCGAACAUCAGAGAAUUUACUGCAAAAUGUAACGUCAUCUCUUGAAAGAUCAGAUAAUGAACAAUGA
Molecule: messenger RNA, 2271 nt
Organism: Rotaria socialis
Lineage: Eukaryota; Metazoa; Rotifera; Eurotatoria; Philodinida; Philodinidae
Source: the annotation of a GenBank genome assembly